GAGACAGAGUCCAUGUUGCGGCAAUAACACAGACGCAAACAUCGCUAUCGCAGAACAAACGACGUGUUAUCACUAUUCGUGAUUUUAUAAAGCUGUUAAAUUGGACUACCUUUUAAAGAAUUUGUGACAAGAUAUUGAGUUUUGCCAAGGAAAUGGGUGGGCAAAGAGAUAGAACAGCGAAUAGUCAAGGAAGUUGGCAUUCAACUGGAUACUAUGGCCAUUUCCGUAGCAAGCAUCGGAAUGAUUUCAUCAAUCAAUACAGACAGCAAGCAAAACCAUCCCCACCUCAGAAGUUCCAUGAUAUGAUCACUGAUCGUCCAAGCACCCAUCACUUCUCUCAUCAUGACAAUCGAUUUUCCUUUCUCAACACUGUAGACAGUUUUCAAGGGAACCUUGGAAAAAAGAAAGUGCAGUCAAAUUAUAAGACAAAAUUUAUCCCUGACUUUAUUGCAUGGGUGCCACACAAGAAAGAAUUAGAGGAGGCAGGCCCCAAAGUUUCCAGCUACAGAGAGACCUUCAAGAGUGAUGAUUCAUCUCGUGUCCCACAGAUCUUAGUACCUAGUGUCAGGGCCCCUCGGCCUCCCCCUGAGCCAAACCGAAGGCCUUUGCUCAAUACACCUUACAUUGACAAAAAGAAUGCUGAGGAUGAGCUUGAACCACUAUCUACUACCUAUCAGCUGACACAUAGGCAUUCUCAACCAAAUAGAAUGAUCAAUACCAACAUGAACACAGGAACAGUAGAUCAAGAUCAAGUACCAGAUAAAAAAACUAUGAGCUUCAUCAAUCCGAAGAUUGCUUCAGUCCAUGAGAAUCCUGUUCAAUCAGUGACUAGGUUACGUAGAUCAAGGAUAACCUCUGCCCCAGCCUUCAGAUCAAGUGUUGCAGAUUGCAUGAUUUGGCAUAGUCAUGGGGACACAGAGCAGGUCCAUGUGCUGCCUGUUCGGAGGGAGCGUCCAAAAACUGUCAUAGGGCUUUUACCAGAAAUCCCAAAUGAUGAUAGGAAUGACCCAUCAGUGAAUGGAACACUACCAAGAUUAGCUCAAUCAGGACCUAGUCAUUCCUCUCUCUUUGGUGUAACCCCAUCUGCAACAUCAACAGUACCAAUGGAGGCGAUGACUUCUUCAAUGAUUACAGAUACUGAUUACUCGGUUAAUUACUCACAUCAAGGAGCUGCCCAAGCAUGUCAUAAAAAAGCACUGAUGAGUGACAGCAUAUGAUA
Messenger RNA from Lytechinus pictus (painted urchin), 1219 nucleotides. RefSeq lists its product as uncharacterized. NCBI's taxonomy places the organism in Eukaryota, Metazoa, Echinodermata, Echinoidea, Temnopleuroida, Toxopneustidae. The record is from RefSeq and is a predicted model, not a curated record. The coding region runs from base 153 to 1217 and encodes 354 amino acids. The transcript has 5 exons.